AUGAGUCUUCCCGAAGCCCCCCAUCCCAUUCCGCAACGGUUUGAGGUCGACGAUGAGACAGAGAUGGAAAAAGUCAAGCACGAGGAGCUGCCGGAUGAUCCAUUCGGAAAUGAAGAAUCUGGGGAAGUGAAGUACCGUAUCAUGCCUUGGUGGCAAGCUGGAAUGCUGAUGGUUGCCGAAAAUAUCUCUCUGGGAAUUCUGUCCCUGCCAUCUGCUGUUGCAACCCUGGGAAUUGUCCCAGCAUUUUUAAUUAUCCUUGGACUCUCUGCCAUCUCUUGGUACACCGGCUACAUCAUGGGGCAGUUCAAGCAACGUUACCCCCAGGUGCAUAGCAUGGGUGAUGCCGGAGAGCUCCUACUAGGGCCUAUCGGACGCGAGAUAUUCUAUGUCGGCCAGCUCCUGUUCAUUAUCUUUUUGAUGGCCAGUCACAUUCUCACGUUCUCCGUUUUGCUCAAUACGGUUACAAACCACGGCACUUGCACCAUUGUGUUUGGGGUGGUCGGGUUGGUUGUCAGCUUCCUUGGUGCCCUUCCACGCACAGCAGAGAAGGUUUUCUGGAUGUCUACCAUUUCCGCCCUCAGCAUCUUGAUUGCCACCAUCGUUUGCAUGGUUUCCAUUGCCGUGCAAGCACCAGAUGAUGUCGUGAACGAUAUCACCACAUCUCCCACCUUUUCAGACGCCUUCCUCGCGGUAACGAACAUUGUUUUUGCCUUUAUUGCCCAUGUCUCGUUCUUCGGUAUUAUGUCGGAAAUGCAGGACCCGAAAGAGUUCCCGAAGUCAUUGGCUAUGUUGCAGAUUGUGGACACCACCAUGUACAUUGUGACUGCCAUGGUCAUCUACUGUUACGCCGGCCCAGAUGUGGCAUCCCCAGCUCUCUCAUCGGCUGGUCCGCUUAUGAAGAGGGUCGUUUAUGGCCUGGCGAUCCCAACGGUCAUUGUAGCCGGUGUGGUUUUCGGCCAUGUUGCGUGCAAAUAUAUUUACGUGAGAAUCUUCCGAGGCGAGCGCUCCCACCAUAUGCACCAGAGAAGCUUGUUGGCCACGGGAACUUGGAUCGCGAUUGGCCUGGCGACGUGGACCAUUGCCUGGAUUAUCGCAGAGUCGAUCCCGGUUUUCAAUGAGUUGCUGAGUUUGAUCAGUGCCCUAUUUGGAAGUUGGUUCAGCUACGGUCUCCCUGCCAUUUUCUGGUUUGUGUUGAACCGAGGACAGUGGUUUUCAUCGCCGCGGAAGAUCAUGUUGACGAUUGUCAACUUGGUUAUCCUCGGUAUCGCUUGCGCAAUUUGUGGACUGGGACUCUGGGUGUCAGGCCAGGCCAUCAACGAGAGCUCAUCCAAGGCCAGCUGGACUUGUGCCAACAACGCCACUUGA
Molecule: messenger RNA, 1365 nt
Organism: Penicillium nucicola
Lineage: Eukaryota; Fungi; Ascomycota; Eurotiomycetes; Eurotiales; Aspergillaceae
Exons: 8
Coding region: 1-1365 (454 amino acids)
Biological process (GO): amino acid transmembrane transport
Cellular component (GO): vacuolar membrane
Molecular function (GO): amino acid transmembrane transporter activity
Source: RefSeq, a predicted model, not a curated record